AUGGCAAAAAAGAGAUUUAAUUCUCUCGAAAGAAGAUUAGAGAGUAAUCCAGAUUUAAGAGAUAAGUAUGCGGCAAACAUGUCCGAGAUGCAAAAGAAGGGUUACAUAGAAGAAGUUGCAGAAGCUGUACCACCUGCUAUAAAACGAGUUUGGUAUUUACCUCACCAUCCGGUGUGUAGUGACAAGAAACCAGGAAAGGUCAGAAUUGUAUACGACUGUGCUGCAAAAUUUGGUGGUGUCUCAUUGAACGAUGUUCUUUUACAGGGGCCGGACUUAACCAACAGUUUAAUCGGCGUCCUCAUGAGGUUCAGAGAAGAGAACAUAGCCGUAAUGGCAGAUAUAGAAGGCAUGUUCCUACAGGUUGUUGUUGCAGAGGAAGAUAGGGACUCGCUGCAGUUCUAUUGGAGACCGGUUCAAGGUCAGGAGGUGAAGACAUACCGUAUGACAAGGCAUUUAUUUGGGGCAACUUCGUCACCAGCUUGCUCAAAUAAAGCUUUGUUAAGUACAGCGACAGACAACGGCCACAAGUAUGGUCUAGAAACUGUAAAUGCGAUAAAACAUAACUUUUAUGUAGAUGAUUGCUUGUCAUCGGUAGCAGAUUACGAGAAAGCAGUUACUCUUUUCCAUGACCUGACAAAUAUUUGCAGAGAUGGUGGCUUCCGCUUAACCAAAUGGAUGAGCAACAACAAGGACGUGUUAAGUACCGUACCACUUGAAGAACGUGCAAAGGAAGUUAAGUCAUUAGAUUUAAGCAAAGAUGACUUACCAAUGGAAAGAGCACUCGGCGUACAAUGGUUACCAGAAAACGACACCUUUAGCUUUAACAUUACACCUGCAGAAAAGACCAAGAUUCUGCUUCAAGAGGUUUGCCGUAAAGGACUGGAAUGGGAUGAACCUGUGGAUGGUGUAUUGUUACAGCGAUGGAAGCAAUGGCUGCAAGAGUUACUAAAGCUAAAAGAAUGGAGUGUUUCCAGGUGCUACAAGUCAGGCAUUUCACCAGUUAUUAUCAGUCGUCAAUUACACGUGUUUGCGGAUGCUAGUGACAAAGGUUAUGGUAUGGCAGCUUACCUCAGACAAGAAGACAGUGAUGGCCAUGUCCAAACGUCACUGGUGAUGGGAAGAAGUAGAGUUGCAUCAAUAAAGUACACAUCUAUCCCAAGAUUAGAGUUGACGGCAGCAGUCAUGGCUGCACGUUUGACAGAAACUGUCCUGGCCGAAUUGGGUGAUAUUAGUGACGUUUAUUACUGGACUGAGAGUCAAACUGUUCUGAAGUAUAUACAGAACACCUCAAGAAGAUUUAAGAUAUUCGUGGCAAACAGAGUUGCUGUUAUCCUUAACCUUUCAAAGCCAUCUCAGUGGAUGUACGUUAGAACAAGCAACAAUCCUGCCGACGAAGCUUCGAGAGGUCAGAAAAUUGAGGACUUCUUAAGAAACACAAGAUGGAAAGAUGGUCCUGAGUACCUCAACCAGUCAA
Anneissia japonica is the source of this 1474-nucleotide messenger RNA. RefSeq lists its product as uncharacterized. The transcript has 2 exons. The annotation marks the transcript as partial. The record is from RefSeq and is a predicted model, not a curated record. NCBI's taxonomy places the organism in Eukaryota, Metazoa, Echinodermata, Crinoidea, Comatulida, Comatulidae.